Molecule: messenger RNA, 1240 nt
Organism: Drosophila biarmipes
Lineage: Eukaryota; Metazoa; Arthropoda; Insecta; Diptera; Drosophilidae
Exons: 5
Coding region: 238-771 (177 amino acids)
Source: RefSeq, a predicted model, not a curated record
UAAACAAUUUGGCCGCCGCUCGCGUUUAGUUCUCUUUCGCGUGCGCCAAAACCAAGUAACAAAGUUAACAAGUGGCCGGCCGAAAUAAAUUUCGUUUUUCGGCUUCGGUUUCGGUUUCAGUUUCGAUUUUUUUGCCCAAACGCACUGGGUUUCGGUUUCGAUUUCGGUUUCAAGUGUUACAGAUAUUUUUUGAAGUGCUCGAUUGAUUGGCCGAUUGAUUAGCGGGCCACGUGAAACAUGCACUUCGGUUGGUUGGUCGGCAUCCUGCUUUUGGGCCUGGUUCUGGUCCAGGCCGAGGACCCCAGCUCCGGGGAUGCACCCCACACAAGGCACAAGCGCGGGAUCUUCUGGGACUUCUUCCAGAAGAUGGUCAUCACCAAGAACCUCAUAGUGGACCAAUACACGGACACGCGCAACACCCUGAAUGACAUCUACAACACUGUCAACGAGCAGUUCAGCGACCCGGGGCCCGAGAAACCCACCAGUCGACCUAGGGUGACCACCGAGAAAACUUCUAUAAGUGGCGAGGAGGGUGGCAGCAACAGCGAGGAGCCCACCACCACAGAGGCCUUCACGAUUUCCCGGUACGAGCUGGGCCGCAUCCUGGGCAGGAACUUCCGGGGUCUUCAGAAGCUGGCCAUGGCCGAGUUCGACACCGCCCUCAACGCCACCAAGUACAACCUGGCGGAGUACAAAUCAGAGGCCGACAAGCAGUUCGCCAACAGCUUGGCGGUGGAGAAGAAGAACAAGCUGAAGAGCCUCAAGGGCUGAGCCACGCCCCUUCCCAGUGCCUGAAGAUAGUUACCUCUGUGAUAGGCUGAGGACCGUAUUCCCCUGUUUUUUUGCGUAUUUAUAUAUAUUUUUAUCGAAUAAAGGCGGAUGUGAGUGCGGCUGGGAGGUGUCCCCGGACGCCUGCGGAUUCGUGUCUGCGACUAUUGUGUGUCAAAUUAAAAAGUUUUCUGUCAUAAUUUUAUUGAUAAACUUUUAAGACGAAAAAGGAGCACCGAAAAAGCGGAAAACAACCCCGAAGCGGAAGAGAGUCACAGAAGGGACCAGGAUGAAAAUGAAAACAUUGUAAGACCGGGAAAAGCAAGCAUAAAUUGAAAGUCUGCCCUUGGACUUUAUAAGGUUUCUACGGCACCUAUUUCUCAAUGUUGUUAAUACAUUAAAAUAUAUUAGUCUAGUAUUAGGCAUGAGUUUGGUUGUUGCUAGGUUAAGUAAAUGUAAUAAAAACGAAAUA